Messenger RNA from Protopterus annectens (West African lungfish), 1988 nucleotides. RefSeq names its product putative cation exchanger C521.04c. The transcript is spliced from 19 exons. The record is from RefSeq and is a predicted model, not a curated record. Bases 171 to 1988 code for a protein of 605 amino acids. Gene Ontology annotation, molecular function: calcium:proton antiporter activity. Lineage: Eukaryota; Metazoa; Chordata; Ceratodontiformes; Protopteridae. Gene Ontology annotation, biological process: calcium ion transmembrane transport; intracellular calcium ion homeostasis. Gene Ontology annotation, cellular component: endomembrane system; membrane.
UACGUUUAGUAUCGCAACUAUAAAAUAACUCAUGUUUGUGGUUUAUCUUGUGUUUGUUUAAGGUUAUACACCUUAAAGUGCUGGAGUUAAUUAGACGUUUGAAUUAGCAGUUUUAGGGACGGGUUUAUUCAGGAAAGCGGGGAACUGGCGGUUGUAAAAUUUUAAUAAUAAUGUCAACCACAGAUUUUGAGGGAGAGGCGACUCGCCGCAGGCGGUUGACUCAAGAAGCAGUAGUAGAGCAUCUGAGAGACCUGGAGUCUAAAGCAGAUUUGCACCAUCGGAGGGGCUCGCUGUGUGACAAGCCCUGCCUAUUGCACUUGCAUUCAGAAUUGCAUGAAACCCAUUCUGAGUCGCAUCAGCCUGGCUUCUUCACUCCCAAAAUGUAUCCAGUCAUAUCUUCAACCCCUACUCAAUGUCUGCACCAUUCUGAAGAUGUACAUGCCUGUGAUGAGUGUUUGACAAAGACAACUCUUGUAGCAGAAAAUGAAGUGGAAGCACACAGAGUUUCAAACAAUUAUAAAUUUGGCUUUAAGAAAUGGAAGAGCCAUGUGACAGAAAGGCCUUGGGAAGACCGUUCACAGAUUGUCAAGGAACUCUGCUCUGAACUGAACAUGGUUAAAACUCCUCUAGGGUCCCUUGUUACCUGUGGAAAUGUUUUCUACGUGUUCUUAUUUGGAUGGUGGCUUUCUCUGUUUUACUUCCUCUUGACUGCUCUGAUGUUCUUCACAGUGUUGGGAGCUCCUUAUGGUAAAAUGUGUUGGAGUCUUUCUGGCUAUUUCCUGUGGCCAUUUGGGAAGGUGAUUCGAAAGACUGGAUCUGUGCCAAAGAAAUAUUUUGCAAGGUUUGGUAAAUGUGAGGCCAUUCCAGAAGUGGAUGAAGUCAAGGAGACUACUUACCUUCUGAAUAAUGCUGCAAGAAUUCCUGAUGUACUGCAGACCUGCACUGAGGAGCCUAAUUCGCAGUACUGGAGGCGUUUCAGCACUUACUUGUGGCUCUUGCUGGCAUAUCCAGUUCUAACUGUUGUCCAUACUGUGGCUUGUGUUCUGUCUUGGUCCAUGAUGUUUUCCAUACCUGUUGCCAAAAUAAAUGCACGAAUGAUACGAACUGUGCUUCUGAUGUCUCCUGAACAGGUGGUAGUGCAGCAGCCACGGAGGACCGAUGUUCCAUCAGAUGAUGAAGUGGUCCUGUGCUGUUACUAUGCAUUUAAUAUUUAUUACUACAAGUACACAGUGGAUGGAAUUAAUAUCUUUGCUGUCAACCUUAUUCCUCUCGUACUUUUCACAAUACUGAUGGGUUAUUUAGACAGUGAAAACCACUUCACCAACUCUAUUACAAAGUUCACCCUUUCGCUGGUUUCUAUUAUGCCACUUUCUUACUACAUUGGAAUGGCAAUAGCCAGUAUUUCAGCACAAAGCAACUUUGCUGUGGGUGCAGUGGUGAAUGCCACAUUCGGUUCCAUCAUAGAGCUGACUUUCUACAUCACAGCGUUGAUAAAGGGUGUGAAAGAAGGAAAGAAGUGCUAUGAAGAAGUGGUGAAAUCUGCUCUCACAGGAACUCUGCUGGGAUGUGUCCUCUUUGUCCCCGGUGUUUGUGCCCUUCUGGGAGGUCUUAAACAUGAAAAAUGGAGAUUUCAAUCUCGAGCUUUUGGUGUAACUAAGGAAAUGAUUUUCUUGAGCAAUGAUGGUGUGUUUGCUCCAACACUGUUUUCCAAAGCUUAUGGGAACCUGAUUUGUCAAGGGUGCCGAAACAUUUCCGAAUAUGGAGCUGGACCUUUUGAGUGUCUUGAAUGCCACAGUGGUAUAAUGGAGAACAAUGGCACCUUGUUUGUUAGUCAUAUACAGCCUCUAAUAUACACCGUGUCGAUCCUGCUUCCUUGUGCAUAUCUUAUUGGUUUAUUAUUUUGUUUGAAGACUCAUUCCCAUAUCUACGAUAUACAUAUCAGUGGUUGUCAUGGUAAGCUGAUUUGUUUUAAGAAUUUGAUAUAUUGA